Messenger RNA from Rosa chinensis, 419 nucleotides. RefSeq lists its product as uncharacterized. The transcript is spliced from 5 exons. The coding region runs from base 67 to 393 and encodes 108 amino acids. The record is from RefSeq and is a predicted model, not a curated record. Lineage: Eukaryota; Viridiplantae; Streptophyta; Magnoliopsida; Rosales; Rosaceae.
CCUUACAAUGCAUCUGCUCAUUGGAUAUUGACUGUGAUCGAUCCGGACAAUGACACUGUCUAUUACAUGGAUCCGUUAAAAAGACGCCUUGGGGGUAACGGAGAAUGGAAAGAUAUUGUUGACACUGCCAUAUCAAUGUUUAGAGCAGACCGCAACAGGAAAGGACGAGGUUUUCCUCAAUGGAAGAACAUGGCAGGUAUUCCAUCACAGCCAAACGACAAACAGUGUGGGUAUUAUGUGAUGAGAUAUAUGAGAGACAUCAUACAUGAUACAAACUUGGGUUUUGCAGAAAAGUGGGGUAGGAGAGCUAACUAUGUUUAUAGUCAAGUGGAAAUUGAUGAAGUGUGUAAUGAGCUCGCAAGUUAUGUGCUCAAGAACAUCCUCAAGUUGUAAAGUCUGCAGUUGCUCAUGGCCUAGAA